UCAUCUGAAGUAGUUAGCGUGUUAUGUGUGUUCAUCAUUAUUUCGUUUACUUUGUGUGAUUGCUUUGUUACUUGUUGUUAGCUGUAUUUUAGUCUUAAAUUUGGUACCAGCCAUCAUGUCUGCAGUAUGUUUUGGAACAAAAAAACAAAAGCUGAACAAUUCAUACAGCAACCACAUUGAGCGACCUAUAAAUGGUUACCAAGACCCAGUGGCAAUACCCGAUAUGUGUUACUUUUGUUUCGAUGUAUUGUACUGUCAGCUGCAUAGUAUGGACCCACCACAAACGCCUCUGUUCACCAACGAUGCAUAUCCCCUUUUUGUUACGUGGAAGAUUGGCAAGGAGCAUCGGCUCCGUGGAUGUAUUGGGACCUUUAAUGCAAUGCAUUUGCAUACAGGUCUCAGAGAGUACGCAAUAACGAGUGCGUUGAAAGAUUCUCGUUUCACUCCAAUAACGCGCGAGGAGGUACCCCGCCUGACCGUAUCGGUGUCUAUCCUGCAGCAUUUCGAAGAGGCAGAGCACUACCUCGACUGGAAGCUGGGCAAGCACGGAAUCCGCAUCGAGUUCAUCAGCGAGCGGGGCUCCAAACGCACUGCAACCUACUUACCUCAAGUUGCUACUGAGCAAGGUUGGGACCAAGUACAAACAAUCGACUCCCUCCUCCGGAAGGGGGGUUACAAAGCCGCAAUCACUUCGGACAUGAGACGGAGCAUCAAGCUCACUAGAUACCAAUCGGAGGAGAUCUCCGCGAACUACAACGAUUACAUAAACCAGCGUUGCUAGCAAAUGCCUCCCCCGGGUUUCGGGUACUACAGGACCGAGCGGCUAAACCGGACGAAUGCGAGUGACUAUUGUGUUAACAAUGUAGUUUAUAAGUAUACUGCGCCUAGUGUACCGUACGUCGCGUGGCACACAAGUACAGCGGGUCAGAAUUAUGCUCAAAGUGGUUCCGGAAACAGUUCGUGCUUCAUCGACAUGGUGUAAUGUUAAUAAAUCACUGCCAACGACAUUCCCCAAGGCGGGCGACGAUGCCAUCUAUGGAAAUGUGACGACUGUCCAGGGUACAAAGGCAUUUUGUUGCGAUGGUUUUGCUUUACUACGCUUUACUACGACUCACUGUUAGUAGAGCUCGGUGACCUCUGUCAUUAUCUCUAGACAGGCUGUUGUCUCUCAUUGAUUGACUCCAUUUUGAUGUUUAAUGUUUUUAAGCUGUAAACAAGUGCUUAAGGAACUAACAUUUGAAUGACUGAAAAUAUUGUAACUAAUAUUAGUCCCAGAGUACUCUGUAUGUCAAAUGGGGUCAAGAUAACGGCUGUUAUUAGGGUAAUGACACCCAGUCCAGUUAAAAUAAAAGAGGUCAGUGUUUUACAAGGUGUGAAUCGUCCUUAAUCCGAAGGGCCUUUGCACACUGCGCGUUGCGCAUGGAUGACGAUUGACGUCAUUAAAAAAAACACUCAAUGUAACAGGGUUAGCGUAGAUGGGACAGAGUGUUAUCAAAGCACGGAUGUAUUUACAAUGCACACUUCCCGCGACACUAGCAAAGAUCUUUGGAAGACUGCAUACAAGCGAUUUAUCGGCGUAUGCAGUUCUUCCAACUUAUUGUCGCUGUUGAUAUUUUCUCUGUUCUGUCAUCUCUACAUCAUACAUCUAUAUAAAGAUCUGACGAAAAAUUCUCAUCCCGUUCCGUCCGUUUUAAAAUAAGUACGUUUCGUAUGAAGCGAUCCUUAAUAAGUGCAACCUUUGCAGAUGUCCAUACAGACGCU
Molecule: messenger RNA, 1761 nt
Organism: Pararge aegeria (speckled wood butterfly)
Lineage: Eukaryota; Metazoa; Arthropoda; Insecta; Lepidoptera; Nymphalidae
Exons: 4
Coding region: 116-781 (221 amino acids)
Source: RefSeq, a predicted model, not a curated record